CAAACUUUGGUGAAGUUCAGUUUCCCUCCAUUUGUAGCGAAACUAUUUUAUUGCUUUCACGAAAUCCUCAAUAAUGUCAUCAUCUGAGAAAGCUAAAGAUGCCUUCGUCGUUUCAACACGAAAAUGCAUUAUAUUGAGCAUGAAGACCACAAGAAAGUUAAUGAUUGAAAUCUGAGAGGGAGUUUUUGAAAAAGAAAAGUUGCUGAAAAGACACUUGAAAAUUUUUUUCUGGUAGAAAAGAAUAUUCUGAGAGAGAUUUGUGCUUAUCUCAUGGACAAGAGGAGAUUUAUGCAGAAAGAGUGACUAAAAAUUGAAUUCAAUCAAUAGACAUUUUAUCGCCACCGCAUUGGUGGGCGGAAGAGGUAUCAAAGGAGAGAUCACAAAAAGACAUAAAUCAGCUGUAUUUCCAUUACUGUGUGUGCCAUCGUUGAAAAAAGUGAGUCAAAAUUUACUCGCCGACGCCAUUUGACGCCGCCAAGGCGUUGAAACUCGAAGAAGACUUCACGGGCGGCUGUAUGACAAUGUCCAUGUACCCGUCGCCCGAUAAAAUGAAAAUGGGGACGCCAGGAUGUUUCCCAGGACGAUACAGUCCCUCGUAUCGAGGUCCUGAUCAAAUGAGAAGGUGUAUGACAAAUCCAUCGAGUCGAUUAUUAGAAGACGCUUCAAUAAUGUGUAAUUCGUGGUCUCCCAGGCAUAAUGGUGAUAUCUUUUCGGGGCUGAACGAUGGCAUCCUGAGUAGGGCUGAAGCCCUGGCCGCUGUGGACAUCCAGAAGCACCAGAGUAGUCAUGCUCACACACAAAUGUCCUCACAGCUUAAGCACGACGUGAUGUACCACCAUGGAAUGGGUGGACCACCACAGAGGCCACUACAAAAUCUGGGUCGAUUUCAGAUGCACCACACAAUGGAUGGCCUCGAUAUGCUGGAUCCCGCCAGUUCCAUGACAACCCUCACGCCAAUGUCAGACACGCCAAUCACCUCGUCGCACCAUCAACUCCAUGGCUCAUAUCACGGUAUGAACCACAUGAUGGGGCAUCACCACGGCGGCCCACUCAGCGGGCACACGACGGGUGAGUCCGAAAACCGUGGCAAAAGUCCCCAAGGCGUCCCACUGUGGCAAGAGAGAAAAUUCUGGGAUUCUCUUCCAGGACACCACGGCCACCCCGGCGCCCAUCAUCCCGCAAUGGCUGCCGCCGUGGCGGCCGCUGGACUCCAUCCUGACACAGACACAGAUCCACGGGAAUUGGAAGCGUUCGCUGAACGCUUCAAACAGCGACGAAUAAAAUUAGGUGUAACGCAAGCGGAUGUGGGGAAAGCUCUCGCUAAUCUCAAACUACCCGGCGUAGGUGCACUGUCCCAGAGCACUAUAUGCAGAUUCGAGAGCUUAACACUGUCACACAACAAUAUGAUUGCACUCAAGCCCAUCCUUCAAGCUUGGCUUGAGGAGGCGGAGGCGCAAGCGAAGAACAAAAGACGAGAUCCCGAUGCACCCAGUGUCUUACCAGCGGGAGAGAAGAAGAGAAAAAGGACUUCCAUCGCAGCACCAGAGAAACGCUCCCUGGAAGCAUAUUUUGCCGUCCAACCACGACCGUCUGGCGAGAAAAUUGCUGCAAUUGCUGAAAAAUUGGACUUGAAGAAAAAUGUGGUACGUGUGUGGUUUUGCAAUCAACGACAAAAACAAAAACGUAUGAAAUUUGCAGCUCAGCACUGACAGCCAAAUAAUGCUGCAACACAACUGGGGAUCGUAACAAGUGUGACUGCCUCAAUGGCAGCAGCAGCAGCGGGUGGGGUUGUGGGUGGUGGUGUGCCUGGAAGUGGUCCCGUCACGGGAUUCGGUUUCUAAAAGGAAAUUUUACGUAUAUAAGAAGAUUUUCUUUUCUUUUUUUUUGUUUACUUUAUAAUUCUCAGAUGUGGUUUGUUGGUUCUUUUAGCGUUUUAUCACGCAAAGCUAUGUUGAGCAUAUGUAGCAAUUUUGUUUCAUUUAAAUAUUAUUUUUCAAUGAAAUUGUGGAUUUUUAUGUUUUUUAAUUUAAAAUUGUGAAAGAAUCUACAGAUUUUGUAAAAAAAGAUUUUUAUUUCAUUUUAUUAAUUUCCCCAAAAAUAAUUCUCAAAAAGGCCACCAUCAUUCACAAUACUUUUGUUAAAGAAAGUAUGUAAAAGAAAUCAUGUGAAAUGUUAAAAAAAAAAGUGUGCAAUUAAUAUGAAACUCAAAGGUUAAUUUAUGUAUGUUUUUUUUUCCUAAGAACCUUUAUUUCGACUAUAUAAGAAAAAAAAACAGAAAAAAUUAACAUUUUUACAUUUCUUUAGUAUUUGUGCAAUAUACAUAUAUAUUUUAAGAAUGAAAGUGAAUUGGAAUGAGGGAAAUAUAAUGUAGUUUAGAAAAGAAUCGAUUUUCAUAAAGAAAAUAAAAUGUAACUCAAUUUUAGAAAAAAGGUAGAAACAUUAGCAAAAGAAGAAGAAGCUAAAAUACCUUGUAAAUAUUAGCAUUAAGGUACGAUGAGGAAAUUGCUGUUAUAAAUAUUUGUAAAUAGGUCAGAAGAAAAAAAUUGAUAAGGAAAAAUUUUAUUUCAUUCAACCUCAGACCAAUAAUUUAAUAUAUGGCUGUGGGUAAUAUGAUAAAAACAAUUACUGUAAUAAUACUUAAAUUAUUGACUUAAUUCAUUCAUUAGAAAGACGAACGAACGUUUACAAGUUCAAUAUUAGCCAUUCUCCCUGCUUAUCAAUGAAAUUAUUAGACGAAAAAUAAUUUUAAAAGAAUUUAAAAAAAAAAAUUCAACCUGAAGAUGAUGAGUAUGAUUGUGACGUUGAGUCAAUGUAAAAAAAUUAGUGGGUUUAUCAUCAAGACUUGGCAAGGUUUAUUUCAGAAAUUCUGUAAAUAGAAAAUACUGUAUGAAACGACGAAUGUAAUGUAAGAAAAAAAUAAGAAUAUCAUUUUAAGCAGAUAUUUAAGUAAAUUUAAAGAGAAAAAAAAGUCAUAUACUGAAGAAAAAAAUGUGUAAAAAGCAAUAUAAUAAAGCGGAAAAGGUGACCAAAAGUGAAUAUAGACACAAUCCUCAUGUUACAUUCUUUUUCAUUUUCUCAAAAA
Molecule: messenger RNA, 3082 nt
Organism: Lutzomyia longipalpis
Lineage: Eukaryota; Metazoa; Arthropoda; Insecta; Diptera; Psychodidae
Gene: acj6
Product: inhibitory POU protein
Exons: 7
Coding region: 516-1709 (397 amino acids)
Biological process (GO): regulation of transcription by RNA polymerase II
Molecular function (GO): DNA-binding transcription factor activity, RNA polymerase II-specific; RNA polymerase II cis-regulatory region sequence-specific DNA binding
Source: RefSeq, a predicted model, not a curated record